Molecule: messenger RNA, 4674 nt
Organism: Lepus europaeus (European hare)
Lineage: Eukaryota; Metazoa; Chordata; Mammalia; Lagomorpha; Leporidae
Gene: FHOD1
Product: formin homology 2 domain containing 1
Exons: 22
Coding region: 981-4472 (1163 amino acids)
Biological process (GO): actin filament network formation; cortical actin cytoskeleton organization
Cellular component (GO): cytoplasm; cytoskeleton
Molecular function (GO): actin filament binding
Source: RefSeq, a predicted model, not a curated record
GGAGCCUGGGACCCCCUUCGGGCCCCCGCCCGGACCAAAGUUGCGCACGCGCACUGCGCGCUCGCAGAAAACCAUGACGGACGACACUGCCCCCAACGUGCCUGGAAACUCCGAGGCCCAAAAUGCGCGCAGCAGGAGGCUGUUCUUCGUCUCCCAAAACGAGGGGCAUCCGGGCAUCCUCUUCCCUCAAACUACAGGGAACUCGUCCCACCUUUUCCAUGUAAACUAAGCGGAAACCUAUGGAAAACCAAGCCUAUUGAUUACCUUUCAACUAGGAGGGGUCCACCCAAAUUUUCCACAAAUUUCAGGGGCAUUCGACUCAUCUCGCCCCAGAAGUCAUCUCCACUUUGCAUCCAGGCUGGGGGGGCACCCAUCCCACCUCUUCCCCCAGAGGGGAACAUUUUCUACUGGCUCAUCCCAUUCCCGAACCUGAAGUGCACUUGCCCUGCAUCCCACCGGUUACUGAACUGAUCCUUCAAGCUGAGUGAAAUCUCUCACUGCUUGCUCUGCACGGAAAGGGACCCCUCCCACUGCUCUUCCCAAGUGAGAGCGACACAUCCAAUCCGUGCGAAAACUGAAAGAACGAAGGCCGUUUAGUUCCUAAAUGAAGGAAACCUGGCCAGCCACUGUCUGAAGAAGCUUUCCUGCAACCUGCCCUCAAAGAGGGCGCGGCCUCACCUACUCCAAGCCCAAAGCAAGCCUACCGCCCUGAGGGCCCUCUCGGGGGCGGGGCGCGGGCUUUCCCGCCCUCCUAGCCCCUGAACUAACGGGAUCACCACCGGGCCUUCUGAGUGGCUGGCGCAAGCCCCGCCUCCGGCAGUCGCUCUCCGCGCCCGCCCCCCGAGCCGCCAGGGCCUCGUCUUGGCUCCACCCUCUUCCUCGCCCCCCCCAGCCCCGCCCCUCAGGAGGCGUCCGGCCCGGCCCGGACCAAACAGCAGAGAGAGUUGAGUCGAAGCUGCGGCGAGGCCGGUGGCAGAGCCAUGGCCGGCGGGGACGACCGCGGGGACGGAGAGCCGGCAUCACUAGUGACCGUGAGGGUGCAGUACCUGGAAGACACCGACCCCUUCGCAUGCGCCAACUUCCCGGAGCCGCGCCGGGCCCCCACCUGCACUCUGGACGGGGCACUGCCCCUGGGCGCGCAGAUACCCACGCUGCAUCGCCUGCUCGGGGCGCCGCUCAAGCUAGAGGAUUGUGCCUUGCAAGUGUCUCCCUCUGGAUACUACCUGGAUCCCGAGCUUUCCCUGGAAGAGCAGCGGGAGAUGCUGGAGGGCUUCUAUGAAGAGAUCAGCAAAGGGCGGAAGCCCACACUCAUCCUGCGGACCCAGCUCUCUGUGAGGGUCAGUGCCAUCUUGGAAAAGUUGUAUGGCUCCAGUGGCCCUGAGCUCCGCCGCUCCCUCUUCUCACUGAAGCAGAUCUUCCAGGAAGACAAGGACCUGGUACCUGAAUUCGUGCACUCGGAGGGGCUGAGUUGCCUGAUCCGUGUGGGUGCUGCUGCCGACCACAACUACCAGACCUACAUCCUCCGAGCGCUGGGCCAGCUGAUGCUUUUUGUGGAUGGGAUGCUGGGGGUGGUAGCCCACAGUGAGACCGUGCAGUGGCUGUACACCCUGUGUGCCAGCCUGUCCCGCCUGGUGGUGAAAACGGCCCUGAAGCUGCUGCUGGUGUUUGUGGAAUACGCGGAGAACAAUGCGCCACUCCUCAUCAGGGCUGUCAACUCUGUGGCCAGCAUCACAGGUGCUCUUCCCUGGGCCAAUCUGGUGUCCAUCUUGGAGGAGAAAAAUGGUGCUGACCCAGAGCUCUUGGUGUACACCGUCACCCUCAUCAACAAGACGCUGGCUGCGCUCCCAGACCAGGACUCCUUCUACGACGUGACAGAUGCCCUGGAGCAGCAGGGCAUGGAGGCCCUGGUCCAACGCCUCUUGGGCACGGCGGGCACUGACGUGGACCUGCGCACACAGCUCAUGCUCUACGAGAGCGCUCUGCGGUUGGAGGACGGAGACCUGGAGGAAGCCGCAGCCGCUGCAGCUGCAGGUGGGCGGCGGGAGCGACGGAAGCCAUCUUCAGAGGAGGGCAAGAGGAGCCGCAGAUCUCUGGAAGGCGGGGGCUGUGCUGUGCGUGCCCCGGAACCUGGCCCCACAGGUUCCGCCUCCCCGACAGGCUCCUCCUCCUCCGUCACGAGCCCCGCCCCACUGGCCGGCCCAGCCUCCAGCCCUGUGAGCCCUGUGAGCCCUACCUCUGGCCUCCGUACCUCCAUGAACCUCUUUCCUACCAUUUCUGCGGCGCCGUCAGCCGACAGCUCUAGUGAGAGGAGCGUCUACAAAGCCCGGUUCCUGGAGAAUGUGGCGGCAGCAGAAACAGAGAAGCAGGCUGCACUGGCCCAGGGCCGGGCAGAGGCACUGGCUGGGGCCAUGCCUGACGAGGCUGACGGACACCCAGACACUCGAGAACCAUGGGACUCCCCAGAGGCAGCCCCUAUACCCAGAACACCCCAGAGCCCUACCCCCCGAGUCCUGCUGCGGGUCCAGCGGAGCCUUGAGUCUGAGCCCAAGGAACCCCCGACACCACCAAGCCCCAGGGAUGAGCCCAUCCAGGCGCUCCCUACCCGUGUACCCAAGCUCUGCAUUGGGGACCUGGACUUCUCAGAUCUGGGGGAAGAUGAAGACCAGGACAUGUUGAAUGUGGAGUCUGUGGAUGCUGGGAAAGGCGUCCCGCCCCCACCCCCCCUGCUCCCUGGAGGCCCCCCACCUCCACCACCUCCCCCUCCCCCACCCAUCAAAGGCCCCUUCCCACCACCUCCACCCUUGGCUGCCCCGUUUCCCCCCUCAGCACCUGACGGCCCAGCCCUCCCCACCAAGAGGAAGACAGUAAAGCUCUUUUGGCGGGAGCUAAAGCUGGCUGGGGGCCAUGGAAGCUCUGGAAGCCGCUUUGGGCCUUGCCCCACUCUGUGGGCCUCCUUGGAGCCUGUGUCUGUAGACACGGCGCGGCUGGAACACCUGUUUGAAUCCCGUGCCAAGGAUGUGCUGCCCUCCAAGAAAGCCGGAGAAGGCCGCCGGACAAUGACCACAGUGCUGGACCCCAAGCGCAGCAAUGCCAUCAACAUUGGCCUAACUACACUGCCACCAGUGCACGUCAUCAAGGCUGCCCUGCUUAACUUUGAUGAAUUUGCUGUCAGCAAGGAUGGCAUCGAGAAGCUACUGACCAUGAUGCCCACGGAAGAGGAACGGCAGAAGAUUGAGGAAGCCCAGCUGGCCAACCCUGACAUACCACUGGGCCCAGCUGAGAAUUUCCUGAUGACUCUCGCCUCUAUCGGGGGCCUGGCUGCCCGUCUGCAACUCUGGGCCUUCAAGCUGGACUAUGACAGCAUGGAGCGGGAAAUCGCAGAGCCACUGUUUGACCUCAAAGUAGGCAUGGAACAGCUGGUGCACAACGCUACCUUCCGCUGCAUCCUGGCUACCCUGCUGGCUGUGGGCAACUUCCUCAAUGGCUCUCAGAGCCGCGGCUUUGAGCUGAGUUACCUGGAGAAGGUGUCAGAAGUGAAAGACACGGUGCGCCGGCAGUCGCUGCUGCACCACCUCUGCUCCCUGGUGCUCCAGACGCGGCCCGACUCCUCCGACCUCUACUCAGAAAUCCCCGCCCUGACCCGCUGUGCCAAGGUGGACUUUGAGCAGCUGACUGAGAACCUGGGGCAGCUGGAGCGCCGGUGCCGGGCAGCUGAGGAGAGCCUGCGGAGCCUGGCCAAGCAUGAGUUGGCCCCUGCCCUGCGAGCCCGCCUCACACACUUUCUGGCGCAGUGUGGCCGCCGCGUUGCCAUGCUGAGGGUAGUGCACCGGCGUGUCUGUAACAGGUUCCACGCCUUCCUGCUCUACCUGGGCUACACCGCGCAGGCAGCCCGCGAAGUCCGCAUCAUGCAGUUCUGCCACACGCUGCGCGAGUUCGCACUCGAGUACCGCACUUGCCGGGAACGGGUGCUACAGCAGCAGCAGAAGCGGGCCACGUACCGUGAGCGCAACAAGACCCGCGGACGCAUGAUCACUGAGACAGAAAAGUUCUCAGGGGUGGCUGGAGAAGCCCCCAGCAACCCGCCUGUGCCAGUGGCUGUGGGCAGUGGGCCAGGCCAGGAUGAGGCCAGCAGCCAUGCCAGCAUGAAGAGUCUGCUGACCACCAGGCCUGAGGACACCACACACAACCGCCGCAGCAGAGGCAUGGUACAAAGCAGCUCCCCAGCCACGCCCACAGCAGGACCCUCCACUGCCCCCUCAGAAGAACCACCAGGCUCCAGCGACACAUCAGAUGAGAUCAUGGACCUACUGGUGCAGUCAGUGACCAGGAGCAGUCCCCGAGCCUUAGCUGCUAGAGAACGCAAGCGUUCCCGUGGCAACCGCAAGUCUUUGAGACGGACACUGAAGAGUGGGCUGGGAGAUGACCUGGUGCAGGCACUGGGACUGAGCAAAGCUCCUGGCCUGGAGGUAUGAAGGCGCUGCCUCCAGGAAACCAAUCUGGACCCUGGCCUGCAGGAGCAAGGAGGGCCCAGAGCAGAAUUCUGGUUCCAGGACUCUAUGCCCAGGGGCCAGUGCCUUGAGCAGUAUUAGCUGUAUGUGUGUGAUGUGUGUGUGCUCACGCUCCAGGAACCCGUGGAGCAAAAUAAAGUUUUCCUAGUUAAUCCAAGGGCUCUUU